AUGACGUCUGAUCAAGAAGUAUUUUCGCUCUACGACAGCUCACCUGAUUCUCUCCUGGAUAUUUGUAUGGAUUACAUAGUGGCCAAUCUGAACACAAUUACGACAUUGGAUCCCACCAGUCGCUGGCGUAAACUUAAAGAUGAUAUAAUAUUACCUGCUGAAUUAUGCGAAAAAUUCAUCCAGACUUAUCAAAAGAAAAACCGAGUGAACGAUAACAUUGCAAACUUAUUUCGCGAUCGAUCCCGAACAAGACUCGACCGCGUGAAAUUACGAAAUUCUCGUAUCACAGAUGAGGGUCUACGCUGCUUCAUGGUCCAUAGGCCCUACAGUGUAGAAUUGGUGCAAUGUGAGUACUUGUCACAGGCAUCACUGGAUAUAAUUAAUAUAAACAGCGACCGUUUGGUGUCUCUAAAAUUUGGUCCACUUACAUAUGUCCUUUCUCAAGAAGAAGGGCACCUACGUCAAAGAGGACAUAUAAUUGAUGCGCCCAACUUAAGGCAGCUGACUAUACAAUGUCGCGGGCUGACUAUAUUUCCAUUACUUCUGUUAAAGCCACUAAAGAACUUGACACAUCUAGAUCUAUCUGAAUUUACAUCAACUGUGUCCACAUGUGCGUUACAUGAGCUGAAAAACUUAAGGUCACUUAUUUUGCACAAUGUUCUCUGGUCAAAGGAAAUCAUAGAUUGGAUUACAACUCUCCAGUCACUGAGACACUUGGAUUUAUCCCAUUCAAAUGAGAGACAUGGAAAAUAUUAUAAUCCAAAUGAAGUAUUGUCUACAAUAGUGACUAGUUUGCCACAUCUUCAAUCGUUGGACAUAUCAGGCACUAAUUUAGCUGGGUCUGGAGCAGCAUCAGUUUCAAUUGUCAAGGAAAGUUCGUCUGGUCAAAUACCAGAUGUUCAUGUUCGUUGUGAUAUACCAGGGCUUGUGAGUAGGGUUAACAACCCUUUAGAGUUCCUAGGCUUGUACGGAACUCAUCAUGGAGCUUGCAAAAGACAUGAUAUCCCUGCUAAAGUGAUCUCAGGCGAUGCUAAUGAGGAACAGAUUUUGACUGCUGCCAUGGCUUACAUGGAACGUCCAGCAAUGCUUACUCGUGUGCUUAAUGAUCUUUACUACCUAUUUCGCUAUGAAAAUAAUGCAUAUGUCGGUCGUGCGCUUACUGUUGUGUUGGAUGCAAUGGAUCAACAUGUUUCAGAGAAACAUAUUCAAAUCUCAGGAAGUGCUACCCUCUUCUAUAUCGUCAAAGGAAGGGAGAAGGCACGCAUUGGCAUUAAAUUGAAGCGUCGCAUAAUAACCGCAUUGCUCGAUGGUAUGGAAGCGCAUCUAGGAGAUGACACUAUGAUGAGAAACGGCUGCCUCACACUUUGUCAGUUCAAGAUACCAGUUGAUGUGCUGUUCGAAUACGAGCGAGUGGUCCAGAUCCUGUUGAACGGUGUUGCUGAUGUCAAUCAAGAAGGCUUCGUGCAGCGUAUCGCCAUCUAUUUGCUGAACUCGCUCGCCUGUCAGGUGGACGGGAAACAGAAACGUUUUUUGGGCAACCACGGCGCUAUUGGGAAAAUGCUGAACCUGAUCUCGGAACGUCUCGAACGCCGCUUAUGCGAUGACGUGCUCGAGGUGGCCUGGUCGACGAUGUGGAACGUGACCGAUGAAACGCCGCAGAACUGCCAGCGGUUCCUCGAAAACCGUGGCAUGGAGUACUUCCUUGCUUGUCUGCAGAGCUUCCCUGAUAAAGAAGAACUACUCCGCAACAUGAUGGGUCUGCUGGGCAACGUGGCUGAAGUAGCUGAAUUGAGGCCACAGCUGAUGAACACGUUGUUCCUUAACGUCUUCUAUGAUCUUCUCGACUCAUCUUGCGACGGUAUAGAGGUGAGUUACAACGCGGCCGGUGUCCUUGCUCAUAUGGCGUCCGACGGUCCCGAAGCUUGGACCGUUGAAGAGCCCGACCGCGAGGAAGUACUGGAGCGCGUCGCCGCAGCAGUGCAGCGCUGGGACCUGCUCGCCGAAAGGAACAUCAAUUACCGCUCGUUCGAACCGAUCCUCAGCUUGUUGCACGCCCACCAUACGCCGCAAUGCCAGCACUGGGCGGUCUGGGCACUUGCUAACCUCACCACUGUUUAUCCUGACAAAUACUGCGCCUUGGUCGAAGCCGAGGGCGGGCUGAUACUUCUCCACGAACUCCUUAAGCAUCCAGAACCUUACGACGUUAUAAAGGAAUUGGCUUGCGUUGUCAUCAAUAACUGUUCGAAAUUCGCCGCUCUGGAGACCGGCCUCGCUCCAGACACGAUUUAUUUGGACAAUUAA
Parnassius mnemosyne (clouded apollo) is the source of this 2301-nucleotide messenger RNA. The record is from the annotation of a GenBank genome assembly. NCBI's taxonomy places the organism in Eukaryota, Metazoa, Arthropoda, Insecta, Lepidoptera, Papilionidae.